AUGUCUCUCCGUCGUUUCGCGCAUGCAAAUACCGCCACGAAUGGAUUUGGGUCGCCCAACAAGUCGGCGUCCUCGUCUGCGCAGACGUCGCCCAACGUGGCGUCGCCGCCCAGGACGCCGGUGAAUCGUGGACGUACCUCUUUAGUGUACUCUCCCUCCGCCACACCGUCGCGCUACUCUGCCGUGCCGUUCGACUGGGAUGCGGCCAGAACUAGAAAACCUCCGCCAUAUGCGUCUCCGCUCUCGGCCAAGAAGCCUAAGCCUCGUAAGAGCGAAGGUGGCGCCCCAGUUAGACGAGUCGUACGCAAGAAGAGCCUCGUCGAGAGGAUUACAUCCAUACCCUCCACUAUCGCCUUCCAACUCUCAUUAUUUCCGCAUAAUGUUCCUCUACCGAAACCGGAGACCUCUGCCAUCUUGUCGGGUGGCCUCUUGCAUUUCCUCCACUUAUGCGUCCGCAUAAGUCGUAUCCAGAAGGUUCCCGAUUCUGACCUAGGAUGGGAAGACAUGUAUCGAGAAGGGGAAGAUGAACCAUGGUUCGACUGGACCAUCCCCACAUCACUCUUGCUCAUUGCUGCUGCCAUGGGUAACGCGAUGUAUCUAUUCACCCGCGUGCGCAUAUACCGGUUAUACAACCAGCCAGACCCCGUAUCUUCACCCCACGCCAAAUUCGUCCCCAUGGACCUCGACUUCUCGCCCCUAGAGCCUCCCUCUGCGAUCUCGCGUAUCCGCUCUGCAAGUUGGAAGGCGUUUGUGGCGUUCUGGCGCUUCCUCCUGAACAUGAGCCCGCGCGGCUCCAGCACAAGCAAGGAGCCAGAUAAGGUCCAACAACUCGAAGUAUGGGCGCCUGGCGAAUUUGAGCUCAGGCUGUUCUGCAUAUACAGCCCCGUCGCACCUUUCUUGUGGAUGGCCACGAAUACCUCCAAUUGGAUGUUGAUGAUAUUCAUCAUGGCAGCUGUCGGCGUGCAGCUGCACACCCAGAUGUCUUUUUAUGAUGCUUUACUAAAAGAUCGACAGAUCAUCUCGGAGGAGGUGAUGCAUGAAUACAACGAUAAGUUUGUGUACCCGCGCGUCCAUCCUCUCAAGAGGGAGAUUGGUGUCAUGACACACGAGUCCGAGAUGAUUCCCAACCGUUUCGACCGGUGA
Molecule: messenger RNA, 1143 nt
Organism: Gloeophyllum trabeum ATCC 11539
Lineage: Eukaryota; Fungi; Basidiomycota; Agaricomycetes; Gloeophyllales; Gloeophyllaceae
Exons: 5
Coding region: 1-1143 (380 amino acids)
Biological process (GO): maintenance of rDNA; regulation of exit from mitosis
Source: RefSeq, a predicted model, not a curated record